Messenger RNA from Daphnia carinata, 941 nucleotides. RefSeq lists its product as uncharacterized. Lineage: Eukaryota; Metazoa; Arthropoda; Branchiopoda; Diplostraca; Daphniidae. The record is from RefSeq and is a predicted model, not a curated record. Bases 182 to 856 code for a protein of 224 amino acids. The transcript is spliced from 3 exons.
UUCUCAGCCAUAGAUUAACGUGUAUUGACCGCGGUAAAAGAAUUCCAUGAUAUAGGAGAUAGAAUUGCGGUAUUCCCCUAUAAAACAAACGAUGCGCUUCAAUGCAAGGACGCUAUCCUGUGUUUAAGAACCCGCUGAAUUGCCAUCGAGUCAUUCAACGACCAACUAUUCAAACAGUAAGAUGUACCUCUCUAUUUUGUCCAUCGUCAUCGCUGUGUUCGGAGUUGUAGCGAGACCUUUGACGCAGGAUUCACGUGCGAAAAAUCAAGUGAUUUUGAGUUAUACAACGGACACUCAUUCACGUCACGAGACUGGCAUACCCGGACGCUCCGUGCAAGGAUAUUACAGUUACCUCAGUGGUGAUGGCCGGUGGUACAAAGUGACGUACCAGGCGGAUGAGAGAGGAUACCGGGCCAAGACUGAGAUUAUGCCUAGGCAUCUUUACAAUCCAGUUGUCAAUUCCCCACCUGUCCAGCUAUCGAAUAGUGUCGCGGAAGUAACUCCUGCUGCCCAGGUAACGAGUAGUGUCACGGAAGUAACUCCUGCUUUCCAGACUGUCGAAACUGUGACGCACAAGGAAGACAUUUUUGAACAAGAAAGAAUUCCAGAGGAAGUUACAACGAUCAAGACAGUAGAUGUGACGGUUCGUGACACUGAGAAUGUUUUGAAAGAACCAUCGCUGCCAGUUCUCAUAAAUAACGAGCCGGCAGUUUCCAUACACGUCCCGCUUUUUACCAAAGUGUACACGUUGAAAAAAGCAAAUAAUUCCGAACCUAAACGAAGAAAAACUAAAAAUGGAUCUUCUCAAAUUUAUCGCUACAAAUUGGCUUACUUACCGUCUUAUGGCGUGUGGUAAUGGUGCUGAAAAACCAAUCAACGAUUAAAUGAUAUCAAAACGUUUUCAAAUGCCAUCAGACAUUAACGAUGUCAAAUUUUUCUGA